AUGAAGAUGGACGGCAACAAGGUAACAUCUGCUGAGUAUUUGUCUCGGAUCAGUCUAACGUCCAUUCCCUUUUAAGUUCCAAAACAUUCCUUCCUUGUUUUGCAAAUUUAUUGAUUAUUUUGAACUCAUCAACGUACAUUGGAUGGGUGGGGGGUGGGGGGGACUUCAAAACCGUUUAGGGUCAUUAUGGCCACCAGACCUUGCGAUUUUACCUAAAAUUUAGCUGGGGACAUUUUAUGUUGUUCGUGACGUAAACUUCAACAUGGAAGUUGCCAUAACAACAGAGUAUUGUCAGCCAUGUUCUGUACUAUUCUAUUUUAUUUCCACAAGAAAGGACUUACUCCUGAAUUCUUGAUCGAUAAGUAAAGCAAUAAGUAAUUAGAAAAGUAAUGUAUUAAACUUCCUGCUUACAAAAGGGCUAAGUAAACGUUUACCACAAUAUAUCGCAGGGUGUGAAACAUGGAUCAUGCAAUAUGCAUCAGUUUUCACUGAAGCAAACUUACAUGUAAUUGGAAUAGGUGCAUACAUGGUUUCAAGAGAAUUAAAGGGGGAAUGGAUAACCUCCAACCCAGUAUUAUAUCAGUUUUUAUAUUAGUCAAUUCACUAAGGAGUUAAAAUUCUUUCACAGAGCACUUUUCGUUACGAUGAUAACAUCUGGAAGAGCAGAAGAGCCUUAAACCUUGACGGAGGGAAGACUGGGUUCGACUCACAGGAGACCAAACUUCCCUCCUACUGGGGCACAUCCUUCUCUAAGAUCUGCCUCGGCAUGAAGAUCGGUCAGCAGCCGGUCAGGUUUAUUGUCAUCAACAAGCAGGCGAACUCCUUGUACUCUCUGAUCGCUGAUGGGCAAUACCGCAACACCUCACUGAGUCGUGAAACGUGGAAGUCGCUGAUUGGUCCUGAGGCCUCCUUGCAGCCCAACUGUAAUAAGGAAGGGUUUAAUGUAAAGCCUAGUGGCGGCAGCUCCUACAGAACAAGAAUCGGUAUUCUGGGUAACAAUGAAGACAACUGCGGUAAUUGUGACUCCGUAAUAGGAUUUGGUAAUAGUGGAAAACUUGGUAACUAUUGUGGGAAUUUGGCUCCUUUCAAAGCAGACAACGGCGAUAAGAAUAUUGCAGGGAUAGGUUAUGUCCUGGUGCAGUGA
Molecule: messenger RNA, 1144 nt
Organism: Porites lobata
Lineage: Eukaryota; Metazoa; Cnidaria; Anthozoa; Scleractinia; Poritidae
Source: the annotation of a GenBank genome assembly